Messenger RNA from Eurytemora carolleeae, 4066 nucleotides. RefSeq lists its product as uncharacterized. The coding region runs from base 395 to 3976 and encodes 1193 amino acids. The record is from RefSeq and is a predicted model, not a curated record. The transcript has 20 exons. Lineage: Eukaryota; Metazoa; Arthropoda; Copepoda; Calanoida; Temoridae.
AAUGUCUCUGUUGGUUCGGUUGUUGUUGGAGAACCGUCCAGCCGGGUUCAGUUCUCCAGGUCUACCUAUCCUAGUGCAGAGCUGUAGAACAUAUUUAAAGAACUUUACAGAAAAGGGAACUGCUGUGCCUGCAGUUCGAGGCUGGCAACAUCAAAACAGGAAAUUAUUUGCACACAAGAAGAAUUAUCAUCCUAGGAUAGAGUUUCCAUAUCCCAGCGAGGUUAAACGUUAUCAUAAGGUUAGCCUAGAUCACCGAAUGAAAUCUGAGGGCGGAAGACGGAUGCUAAUGCGUAGAAUACUCAAGGGGAGAAAUGUUAUCGCACACCCGAUGUAGUUAAAAUUGAAUAACCAAAUAAUCAACGUUUUCUUGUAUAAUUAACUCUAUUUCAGAAAAAUGUCGCAUCUAAAAAUUAAGACUUUCAAUAAUUUCCUCGACACCCAGAAUGUUGUGAAAGACGGUAAAAAAACUACAACGGAAAUCGAAAUCGGUGAUUCUCCAUUAAAAAAAGAACCUCCCGACAAAUCCAGUAUUGAUACUAGCAAAUCUACUAUUGAUACUGACAAAGUGAUUAAAAUGUUAGAAACCCGGAUCCCUGACACAGAUCUUAUCCGUGAAAUAUUGCUCUCCUUAUCCUCUGAUCUACCGGAGCUAGUAGCCAGGAUCAUAACACCCUCAGAGGCCUCGAAGGUCUACGAGCUAAUCAGUGCUGUGACCUUCGAGGAUGGUCCGUAUGAUAGUGAGCACCCUGAGUAUAGUUUAAAGCAGGAACAGAUGUUAGAGCCUAAUUCUGAAGAAAUUCUCGAAUCUGCUCCCAUUCCUGGUUGUAAUGAUCAUGGAUUAGAGGAAGAGAAGAGUAAAAGGAGCCCCGUAUUAGAGGAUCAGAUGUCUUGUAGGUCAGAAAAUGGAGUAGGUUGUAAAAUCACGGACUGUUUUUCAGUCCCAGAUAUUUCAGUAGAAAGGAUUGAAACCAUUGAUUCCUCUGCGCAGAAUCGAUCUUCUAAUAUAAACCCGGUUCUCAGGGCAGACUUUGAAUCCUUAAUCAUCUCACGAAACGGGGUUCAACGCUCAUCUUUUGCUCCAAGAUCUUCUAGUGUAAUAAUCUCUACAAAUAGCUCAUCAGGUUCAGAUGUCUUGAAACCGUCUUUUAAUCCAUCAGAUUCUGUGAUUGUUCCGAGAAUAACAGAAACAGCAACCCUAGCAGCAAAUUCUAAGGAAGAGAUAAGUGUAGUUCUGGAGAAGGUUGGAUCCAGAUCAUCAGAUCAUUUGAUGGAUCAGAACCAGGUUCUCCGGAGAUAUAUCCACUCUGAUCAAUCCUGUGGACUCUCUGUAAACCAAAGACCUGAACAAUACAAAAAUUCAGAAGGAUUCGGGAUUCCCCGAGAUCAAUUAAUCAAUUCUAGUCGGAUGAUAGAUUCUACAUUUAGUAGGACGGGGGAACAAAGGACGAUAGAUUCUACAUUUAGUAGGACGGGGGAACAAAGGACGAUAUCCAAUUACUCUGGCCCUAGCAGAUUUGAUAAGCCUAGAGAUUAUGUCUCCGGCAGGGGUGUAGGUCAAUACUAUAGAACAAUGGAUCCAAGCUAUAGAUCUAGAAUGGAUCAAGGUACAAGCUCAAGGUCUACUCCGGAGCAGUUAGAUAAUCCCUGGGGAUUACCUCCGUACUGGGCUAAACAGGAGGCAGACCUUAGAAGAGGAAUUCAGAAAUCUGCAAACCGGGACCUUGAUACUCACGCCCAACUUUCACUAGCUUACGAUAGAGUGUUGAAAGAUUUCGCAAGUUACAGCGAAGACAACUUAAGUCAUAUCAUGGAACGAUAUAAUAUCAUAAUGGGAGAACAUAUUGACCGAAGAACAUAUCUGAUCGACCACACACCUCCUGUAGUACCUCGAAAUUCUCAACCACCAGCUCCAAACCAGACCCAGAGUAGAGGUGGAGAAGAUCCAACCCGUCCUAGUUAUCCACAAUCUAUGAUUCUAAGUAAACCUAGAGAACUUGGUAGACCAAAUAGUUCUAGGAUAGAAGGAUGGAUUGAAGACGCAAUGAGAGGAGAAGAAAGAGGAAGAAGAGAAGAGCUGCUAGGAAGAAACGAGAAGAAGAUGGAAAGACAGGAAGACAUGGUCAUAAUACACGAUAAGAAUCUUCUUCCUGGGGGUAAGACUGAGACCAGAGAGAAGGAUAUAAUUGAGGAUAAGGGCGGAGUUAAAAAGAGAAUAUUGCCACCCAGAGCUGCAGCAAAAAAAGCCAUGAAAAGGACAAAGAAUGCCGUCAUUGAAUCAAGUUCUAGCUCUUCAGAGUCAAUUUUUGAUUCAGAACCAGGUUCAGAUAACUCGGAUCUGGACGGUAUCAAAUCAGAUAUAGAUUUAGUUAAAGAACAGAUAAUUACAAAGAAAAUGAAGAAGAACUUCUCCAAGAAAAGAAAAGUAAACUCUACUUCUUCUAACUUACUUGGGUUACUUGAUGAAUUAUCUCCAGGGUUCCAGGUUGGUAACUCCAAGAAGAAGACGAAGGGUAAUGAACAGGAAGAAAACUUUACUUAUCCUGAAACUGAUGAAGAGGAGGAGGAGGAGGAAAAGAAGGAGGUAAAGAAAGAGGUUGUUAGAAGUACCAAGAAGAAACAGAAGACGGGAAAAGAAGUUGAAAGAAAAAUUAAUCUACGGAAACGAAAUUAUAUUGAUGAUUUGAAGUUCAGCAGUGAUGAUUCGUGUGAGGAGGCUCAACGACACAGAGCAUUAGAGAAAAUCCGGGAGAAGAGAAGCUCUUCCUCCUUAAAGAAAUCGAGAAUCAAUGAAAGACCUGUUUGCAGUGAUUCCGACGAUGACAAGGAUCAGAACAGUAAUCGCGCACGCGCCAAACUUUUUCCCGAUUUGGAGACUGUAGGCGAGAAAGAGAAAGGAAAAUUUGAAAUUUAUUCUGAAAAUGAGGAUGAAACGAUGAGAAGCGGAAAUGUUUCCUUUCCAAGAAAAAUCAAGCAGUCGGCCAAGAAGGGACGGAAAAUAGAAUCCGACUCCGAUGAAACCUGGUCGGACUCGGAGUCAGUUGAUGAUGCUGAUACAGAUACAGAUGGAAGCUUUGUUGUCAAAGAUGAUGACGACAAAUUUGACCCAAAUGAGUUUGAGAAGAUCAAGGAUGGAUUGAUGAGACGGAAUGACAGGUUUCUUCAGCUCAAUGAUGAGUAUGAUCUGACGGCUGAAUCAAGGCAGCUGGGCGAAUAUGAUGCCAGUGAUGAUGAUGAGUUAAAGGAGAACAAUUAUCCUCCAGCUCUGAUCACCAGUCUACGGGACGGAUACAGGGAGUGUAUAUUGGAGAACCCCGGGGCCGGACUUCAACCUGACAGUUUUCUCACAGAUGACGAAAUUAUCGGCAAAUGGACGAUGUACGAUUUUAUGGAUUCAGGGGCCCCGGAUGGGAAGUGUAUAUGUACAAAAGAAGGCUUGAGGUACCUCUUCUUCAUGAGGAUGACUGGCGUACAUAAUUGGAAAUUCCAAAACAAGAUCGUUGGAUCUGAUUGUAUUCAGUGGUUUAGUAAAGCCAAACCAAAAUCUUGUUUAUUUCUUCUGCAGAGAGUUGUGAAAAGUGGGUGUACCAUUAUUUUCAAACGAAAACUUAAACACCGGAUUAUAGAGGGAACUCUGUGUGGAAGUGUAUUGCCUGAUUUUCUACUGGAGAACCAGGAGUACCACGCUAACGAGUUCGUGAUGCCGGUGAGGUUCCGUAAGGUCCAGGUGGAGGGGGAGGAGGAGAGGUUCCUGGUGGAUAUCAAGAUGAGGAUGCACGGGAAGCAGAUCAAGGACUCCAACAACAAGCAUCUUUCCAGUGGGAAGAAGUACCGCAUGCGGCUGAAACCAGUAAUUAAACCAAACAAAAAUCAUAAUGCUGUCCCAGUUUUAGAUUUUGUUGUUAUCCAGAUGAUAAGAGAGGAUGAUAAAGUUUCGGGAAAUAAACAAGAAACGAGCGUCAAGUCUUUUAUCAAAUAACCUGCCAAAUGUACCCAAAUUAAAUGAUUGAAUUGUAUUUAUAUGUCUUGCUUGUCUAAAACAAUGUAGUUACGUACCUGAAUUCUUAAA